UUAUCGUUCGCUAAAUAUUUGCCGUCGACUGUCGUCGGUCGGUCAGUUUCGGCGUUCGCACGUGCAGCGCCGCGGACCAUUUCCGCUGAUCCCUGAGUCAGAGUGGCCAGAGCGUGAACCCGUCGAAACAACGUAAUGGCGAAUGCGUCUGUUCAAUCGGGUAUUUGACAAUUAGUGAGCCUCGACCAGUCCCUCGUCGCGUUAAAACGCGGCACAGUUUUCACCGGGUGAUAUCGCGCGACUUUUCAUAUCCUGUAAACAACAAAUAAACAAUUAUCGAGCUGUGAUCGCGGUCGAAAGUUCUCGAAUUAAUACCGUGGGUGUUGCUGCUCAUGACGAUGAUGUUAAUGCUGCUGCUGCUGCUGCUGCUGAUAUCUCAGUGAAUCACUACACACCGAAACUAUCAACUAUUGUUAAUCGUCGAAAAAAUUUCAACACAAACGCCUGUGACUAGUAAAUUUUACAUCGAUCAAUUUCCGACGAGUGAUCACUCGUCGUCGUCGUCGUCGUUCAACUGUUUUCACCAGAAACAAAACAAGUACCGAUAAUACUAUACUACAUGGAGUAACGCGAGUAUGUACUUUAUUCGAGGAUGAAGGUGACCGUUUGUUUUGACAAUAUAAGGGUGGUAGUUCCGUGCGGAGAUGGAACGCUACUUGUCAAAGACCUGAUGCGCGAGGCCACCUUGAGAUAUAAAAAAGCUACGGGUCGAAACGAUGCCUGGUUGACGAUUAACAGCCUGUCGUCGCUGACCGGCGGAGGUCUCCUCGACCCCGACGAUAGGCUUUGCGACGUGGCCGACGACCGGGAGCAAAUUGUGGCACAUUUUGUCUCCGGUGAAAUUAUACACGUUGGCGGAGACGGCGCGAGCUCCGUCGGGACGAAUAGUCCGGAUUUCUUUCACGGGGAUCACAAGGAACAACACUACGUUGUAAAUCCAAGAGCGGCGAAUUCCUCGAGCCAUAUAAAACGGGAGAGCGCCAAGAGAUUGUCGAUGCAUUCCCUAUCAACCAAAGAACCCUCCCUCCUGACACCUUACUCGGCUCAAUCUCUGCCCCGUGAAUCCAGACGUAAAGAACCCCUCGGUCAGGACUCAAAGUCGUAUUUUGACUUUGCUGUAUCGAAAAAUGAAAACUUUUGCCUCAACGGUCAAGCCGCUAACGACGCCGAAGAAGUGGUGAUUAAGAAUGAGGCCGGACCUUUGGGGCUGCACGUCGUUCCUUGCUACGAUUUAUUGGGCAAUGAUCAGGGUCUCAGAGUCGAGAGGAUAGAAAGCAACGGUCGGAUAGCCAGGGACGGUCAAAUCGGGCUCCACGAUAAAAUCGUUAAAAUAAAUGGAAACAAUCUUUUGCACGUACCAUUCUCAAAGGUUCAAGAGAUAUUCGUGACCGCCAUGAACGAGCCGUGUCUAAAGAUAUCGGUUAUAAAGAAUAGGAAGUCGAAAAGCGACAAGGACGCAAAGAACUUGAGCAACCAUAGCAGUAACUCGAAAAACGAAGCCGACGAUAGCCAGAGGAAAAUACAAUGCAGCAAUUAUAAUUUACUGCAGACGGCUAACACGAGGAAAAUUGGAAGAAUGAUAGAAAUCGAACUGACCAAGGGAACGAAUGGACUCGGUUUCAGCGUAACAACCAGAGACAAUCCUGCCGGUGGUCAUUGUCCGAUUUACAUUAAGAAUAUCCUUCCGAAAGGCGCGGCAGUCGAGGAUGGUCGUCUCAGACCUGGGGACCGUCUUCUGGAAGUGAACAACAUGGAAAUGACCGGAAAGAAUCAGGCGGAGGUAGUUUCGUUACUGCGAAGUAUUUCUCCCGGAGGUAAAGUCAAGAUGGUCGUGUCUCGUCAGGAAGAAGUUCCGUCGGCAACGUCGGACGUGCCUGUAAUACCUUCGUACGUUCCGAGAGAGCUUACGGUUUCCUCUCAUUCUGCCGAAAGCACGGAUUAUUGGAAAGGUCAGAGCAGAUCGCCGAGCAAGAAACGAGACGUGGAAGAAACCGGUGAAAAAAUCGAGACUCACAGCUACGGCGAAGGCGGCUUGAAGAACCCAAAAACAUCCGACGACGUUAUUUUAUCACCUCGAAAAAAUCGGAUGAUACUUACGCUCGACAUUCCCGUUCAUGAUUCGGAAAAAGCAGGACUCGGGGUCAGCGUAAAGGGAAAGACCAGCAGCACCGAUGAUAACUCGAGCGUAGAUCUUGGGAUUUUUAUAAAGAGCGUUCUGCACGGCGGAGCCGCUUCGAGAGACGGACGUCUCAGGACCAACGAUCAACUCCUCAACGUAAACGGAGUCUCGCUACUCGGUUUGUCGAAUUCCGAUGCUAUGGAGACACUCAGGCGCGCGAUGCUCAACACAAACAGCUCUGUAACCGGCGUUAUCACGCUGACGAUAGCUCGACGAGUUUCGUCCUACGACGGAGGGUGCGAAAAAAUCUAUAUCGAUUCUGUAUCAAAUUCCAGGUCCAAGACCGAACUUAUCAACAGAGUUUACGGUGGCAGCGAAACGGCGACUACCAACCAGAGCGAAAACAGAGUCAGGGAGAAGAACGACUUGAAUUGCCAGUCGGACACGGUCGACAACGGGCAGAUAAACUCGGCGACAUCGUCGUCGCCUUGGAACCCGGUUAUAGACAGACUGACGGAGCAGUAUAACAAGAAUAGUCUGAGAAACGAGAGCUAUUGUUUAGCGACGAAUAAAACUUGGAUGGAACACGGUAACAAGGGCCAGAAAUUGGCCCCGAUGCACAAGGAAGAUUCGAUGGAAUCUGUUCUCGCCGAGGAAUCUAGCACGGUCGUUAAAAACCAGACCGGUAGAAAACACAACCCCAACGAUAAGGAUGGACAGUUUUCCGAGGAUCCGAGCUACGACAGUCAGCUGUCGCUAGAGGAGAUCGGCUCGUCGGGAAACAAGUUUUCCCGCGACGCCCUAGGGCGACAAAGCAUGUCCGAGAAAAGGCACGCCGCUUUAGACGCAAAGAACACCGACACCUACAAGAGAAACAAGAAGCUAAGAGAGGGAAGAGAGGUGAAAAGCGCCGAACCUUCAUCGACUCACAGUCAGCGGGAAAACCUCGAAGUUCCGAGUGCGACGCCGAAGAAGGCGCAGAGCGUUGAAAAUUUCGAAAAUAUUGGCGUCAAGACGAUUUCCAGAGAGAGUACUUUCGUCGAUGAGCAAAAAACUCGUCGCGGCAAGGUCAACAACCCCGAUCCGACACCGGAUUCCAACCCUGAUUACCUCUACACGAUACCUGGACGAACCAAAAUGAUUUCGCCGAGAAAACACUGGCUCGUCGACGACGUACAGGCCGAGAUUUCGGAUGCCAACAAUUACAGGAGCGAAAACGAUGGUUUUCCAAACAGCCGAGGCGACGUGAAACAAGCUUCGCUAAAUUCCGCUCUCGAUGAUCGAUAUAAAAGGUCGAGGAAAAAAGGCGGCAUCAGAUCGAUGCUCCGACUUGGGAAAAAUAGAAAGUCGCUCAAUUUCGGUGACAAUAUAGAGUCACGCCAAGAGGCUAAUAAUUAUUGCAGUGGAACUAUAAAUUAUAUAGCGUAGUUAAGGUAUUUUAUAUAUAUAUUCCUCUUAUUUCUAUACAAAAACUUCUCUCCUCGUUACGAUAAUUGUGCCUUAAGAUUGUUGACGAAAUAACUUUCUGUUUCAUAAUAUAUCUAUGUGUAUAUAAUUUUAUAUUCAUGUUGAAUCGACGUAUUCUGUACACUGAACAUUAUACUAUUUCGUAACAAAAACACUUUCCCUUUUUUUUUUUUUUUUUUUUUUUUUAAACGAUAUAUAACGAAGUAGGAAUUAUAUUUUGCAAAGAUAUUUUUGCUGGCAGCAUCAAUUAUACGGAUUCAUAAAUUUGUCACACACGAAACGCGUAUGUUGUAUAUUGUAUUUAUGAUUAGAUAAGGACGUGAACCACCAAAACUGAAUUAUUCAAGUAAUACUGGUUUGACGAUUAUAGAGAGAAUAAAAGACAAUGUUUUUUAUUCUGUCUACGACACAAUAAUAUUCUUAUAAUUAUUAUGAUUAUACAAAUUAUAUACUAUAAUAUUGUGUGUUUUAAACGAUACCUUAUUGCGAUGUGUUUGCGAAAAGCUACCUCCACUACGACGAUGAAAAUACCAUGUUUUCUUUUCUACCGAGAUUCAAUAUUUUAAAUUUUCAAUUUGGAUUUUUAAUACGUAAGCUUUUAGACAGACUUGAAAGUGAAUGAAAAUGAGGAAAACUCAGUUUGUAAAUGAAUUAAAUAA
Messenger RNA from Neodiprion fabricii, 4245 nucleotides. Its product is annotated as partitioning defective 3 homolog. Gene Ontology annotation, cellular component: cell cortex; apical junction complex; adherens junction. Gene Ontology annotation, molecular function: protein binding; phosphatidylinositol binding. The transcript has a single exon. The coding region runs from base 593 to 3547 and encodes 984 amino acids. NCBI's taxonomy places the organism in Eukaryota, Metazoa, Arthropoda, Insecta, Hymenoptera, Diprionidae. Gene Ontology annotation, biological process: microtubule cytoskeleton organization; intracellular protein localization; establishment or maintenance of epithelial cell apical/basal polarity. The record is from RefSeq and is a predicted model, not a curated record.